Messenger RNA from Leptosia nina, 978 nucleotides. NCBI's taxonomy places the organism in Eukaryota, Metazoa, Arthropoda, Insecta, Lepidoptera, Pieridae. The record is from the annotation of a GenBank genome assembly.
AUGAAUAACAAGGAGACGCAAAAGGACACGCCUAAAUCUACCAAAGUUGACCUGAACGAGGUCGAAAUGGUUUUUGGGAGGCCUUCGUCCCCGAAGGCUGUGCGCCCUGAAGUUUUCCUGGAGAAUGAAAAGAAUAAAAAUACGCAUGACAAAAAACCGGGGAAUGGGAGUAACGGGGACGCGUCCCACCAAACACAACCUCUACUCGAACCGGACAAAAACCCACAGUCACCACCUCUUGCAGGUCCAGAGAUUGAUGACUUAGAUGAAAUCCCCCACGAUGACUCUACCCCUUAUCCUGGAAUCGACGACGGUCUUUUAGAACCCAUUGACAAGAAAUCGGACCCACACGAGAAUGACGGCGAAGGGAAACAUGAGCAAGAAGGAUCAGAUCAUUCGACGCGCGAAGACGGAGUCGGUACAGAAGACGGUAAAUGGCUUUACCCGGCCACCGACGAGCCAGAUUAUCCUUACGGUGAUUGGCAUGCACUCACGCACACUAAACCUCACACUUUCACACCACAGGAGUUCGAUGCAAACGGUUUCGGCUAUAGAUUCGGAGCUGAAGACAGACCUGGGUCACCUAUGAUACCUGGGUCCAUCCCCGAUGUAAACACAUACCAACAAAAGAAGAACUUAGCACAAGGCAUGAUGGACUUGGCUCUACUAUCUGCUAACGCGAACCAGCUCAGAUACGUCUUGGAAUCAGCGUCAUCUCAUCCUUACUAUUACCCAAGUUUAGCUUUUAUCGCACUCAGUAUCAUACUUCAGAUCGCAGUCGGAAUCGGCCUCAUAAUGAACAGUCGGUACAACGUCAAAGACGACAAGGAUAUUUGCAAAGCGGACAAAAUUAACAACUUUACGGUGCUAGGCGUGUUCUUGAUAACGAUAGUUAAUGUUUUCGUCACGUCGUUUAGUGUAGCGUCGCCGGGAGGACCUGUGACUUCAGUAGUUGUGCCGGCGACUGGGAGUGGAUAG